Lagopus leucura (white-tailed ptarmigan) is the source of this 4810-nucleotide messenger RNA. RefSeq names its product family with sequence similarity 126 member A (gene HYCC1). The transcript is spliced from 11 exons. NCBI's taxonomy places the organism in Eukaryota, Metazoa, Chordata, Aves, Galliformes, Phasianidae. Bases 1453 to 3000 code for a protein of 515 amino acids. The record is from RefSeq and is a predicted model, not a curated record. Gene Ontology annotation, biological process: phosphatidylinositol phosphate biosynthetic process; protein localization to plasma membrane. Gene Ontology annotation, cellular component: plasma membrane.
GAAAAACUUGCAUUGUUAAAUUUGUUAGUCUUUUAGAGCAAUCUCAGUACGUGUUUGCCAAAUCUGUCCAUUGCUGAAGACCAGCAUGGUCUAUCUAGCUAGUGUGAAACUUGGCAAUCCUCAGCAAAACAGCAGGUUGUCUGCUUGUUUAAAUACUUGCACCAGUUUCAUACUUGCUGUAUGAAAUUGGUGCUUCUUCCUUCUGGGGACAUCAGCCUAGUAAGUAAUCAUAAUAUUUGUCUUCAAGGAAAACAAGUAGACAAUUAGGUUUUAUCUGUGACACUUGUAAGUGUAUUGCUGUAGAUGCAUGCGUGCUUAAGUUUAAAACAUUUGUUUAGAAGGGUGUGACUUUUUUUUAAUGCAUCAAGAUAAAAUAAGUACAGUCUGCAUUUUCUGUGACACAAUCAGCAAAAAUGCUUCCUUUUUCUUUUAGUUCAGCUUUCUAUAGCCUAUGCUUGUGCCUGACACACCAACAAGAAGACUUACCUUCAAAUACAAUGUCAUUAAGUCUUGAAGUGUCAUUUUUAGCCCAGUGGAUAGUGCCAGGCAAAGAUGCUCUUAUUAUUUUCACUGGUCAAAUAAAUUUUGUGUUCUCUGGAAGUCUUUAGUCUGAAAAUAACAUUUGAUAGAUCAACGUAAAUGGGUAAAAAAGAAAAAAAUGUAUACUGCAUGUGUAAUAAACCAUAAACUUGGUGUCAGCCAUGAACUGGAGUAUCCAGGAAUCCUGGAUGCAGAAGUCAAUAUUAGUGUAAGCAUUUGUGCUAUAGAUGAGGCUCAGUAAAGAAUGGUUACUAUUGCCAGCCCUGCUGAAACAUAAGGCAUUGCAGAAGCCUUUAUCUGCCUUCACAGGAAUAAAAGUAGGGCUGGCAGAUGUGACUGUAGGAAACGAUGAGGCUGUUGGUUCAGGAGUUGCAGUCGGUCUAGCCUUUGUGUUCGUUAGCACACAGUGAUGUUAUCAUGAAAACUACACUUUUGCAUCAGGGUUUGGCACAGAAACCUGAUUUGAUUUAGAGGCUACUAAUCCAUAUCUUCAUGACACCUUCAGAGAUCAUCAGAGCUGGUCAGAAAGAGCUGAUAUUUAGCUAGGUGUUUCCUUUGUGAUUUCCUCUCUUGUCUUUCUGGAGCAGCUACCUGCACUAGCUGUUUUCAGUAAGAGCUCAGGUUUCUUUCCCUGACCAGACUGUUGAUUUCCUAGGCUAAAUUCUUUCCCAGUAAUACUGUGAGUUCUUAUUUUUUGCUUGUGCUAGCUGUGUCAGUAUUCUAACUACAGUGAACUGUUUUUCAGUCGUCACUUAAAAGAGAAAGCAAAACCCAAACCUGACUAGUUUCAAAACCAGAAACAAACCUUUCUUAUGCUUUCUUCCAGAAGAGUUUCUUCUCUGAAUGAGAGAAAGAAGGAACUGUCUUCUCAGUGGGUUUUGUGGCUGAAGGUUUUGGAACUGAUGUUGGAAGAUGUUAGCUGUGGAUACGGGGCUUGUGGAGGAGUGGUUAUCGGAGUUCAAGACGCUGCCAGAGGCAUCCAUAUCCAGCUAUGCUACAAACCUGAAAGACAAGAGUGCUCUGAUUUCAUCUCUUUACAGAGUAAUUCAGGAGCCACAAAGUGAACUUCUGGAGCCAGUCUGCCAUCAGCUCUUUGAGUUCUAUCGCAGUGGUGAGGAGCAAUUACUACGAUUCACACUGCAGUUUCUGCCUGAACUGAUGUGGUGCUACCUUGCUGUCUCAGCCAGCAGAGAUUUGCAGAGCAGUGGAUGUAUAGAAGCCCUUCUUCUAGGAGUGUAUAACUUGGAGAUAGUUGACAAAGAGGGACACAGCAAAGUGCUGAGUUUCACUAUUCCAUCUUUGUCCAAACCUUCAGUAUAUCAUGAACCUUCCAGUAUUGGCUCCAUGGCUCUUACUGAAGGAGCUUUAUCCCAGCAUGGUUUGUCCAGGGUGGUGUACAGUGGACCUCAUCCUCAGAGGGAGAUGCUGACAGCGCAGAACAGGUUUGAAGUGUUGACUUUCCUUCUGCUCUGCUACAAUGCUGCCUUAAGCUACAUGCCUGCAAUUUCUCUUCAGUCAUUGUGUCAAAUUUGCUCAAGAAUCUGUGUCUGCGGAUAUCCUCGCCAACAAGUGAGGAAGUAUAAGGGAGUAAACAGCAGGAUUCCAGUUUCAUCUGAAUUCAUGGUGCAAAUGCUAACAGGGAUUUAUUAUGCCUUUUAUAAUGGAGAAUGGGAUCUGGCUCGUAAAGCUAUGGAUGACAUUUUGUAUAGAGCACAGCUGGAACUGUAUCCAGAACCUCUGCUGGUUGCUAAUGCAAUAAAAGCUUCACUGCCUCAGGGUGCCAUGAAGUCUAGUAAAGAAGGUACAAAAUGCAUUCAGGUUGAAAUUACACCUACUUCAUCCAGGAUAUCAAGAAAUGCUGUGACUAGCAUGUCCAUCCGAGGGCACAGAUGGAAAAGACACGGAAAUACAGACUUAGGAAUUGAAGAAGAACUGAUAGAAGUAUCUGAAACUGAUGAAGGGUUUUACUCUAGGGCUGCUUCUAGCACAAGUCAGCCUGCUUUAUCUAAUAGCAGCAACACGAGCAGUAAGAACCUUUUAGGGAAGAGCCAACGAAGAUCUGGAGGAAGCAAAGCUGCAGGAAGAGAAAAAGAAGGAGAAACCUGUAGAGAACACUUGUCACGAAAGCAAACUCAGAGAGCCCUGAGUGAGAACCUAGAGCUUGUCUCUUUGAAGAGACUGACGCUGACAACAAGCCAGUCCCUGCCUAAACCUGGUAGCCAUAGUUUGGCCAGAACUACCACGACUGUGUUUAGUAAAUCCUUUGAACAGGUCAGUGGUGUCACAGUUGUGAAUAAUCGUGGAGGUGUAUCUGGUACAGAGGCAAACAGGUUCUCAGCUUGCAGUCUCCAGGAGGAGAAACUUAUCUAUGGAACAGAAAGAACAGACCUCCCAGCAUUAAGCAAACAACCUAAUCAACAGCGACCUCCUAGUAUUAGCAUAACUUUGUCAACAGAUUGAUAUCAUUACAUUGGCAAAAUGAAAUAUGGGGUUUUAUGCAGAUAUUGGUACUGUACCUUAAGCUCCUAGUUUGUCCUGUGUUACUUUCUUAAAUCUCAAACCUGUAAAUUCUUAUUCUGCUCACGUUUGACAGUAGUGGUAAAUAGAGUUCUAAUUAUUCUGCGUCAGCUUCUAAUAGGUUGGAAAGUUCCUCUCUGACAUCCUGCAUUUAUCAACCAAUUGUUUAUGACUCCAUGCAGUUUGCAUCUUUACCAAAUUAACAAAUAUUGUUUGUUUAGCUACUGACCAAGAUGUCUGGCUUUUUACAGAUGCACUAUAUGGGGACAGAGAGAUCCUCUAUCCCAGAUUCUACUAUUCACUACUACUUAGCAUACAUAAAACUGCAAGUAUCUCUUUUAAGAGGAGCCUUGCAGCAUGAGUAUAACAUUUUGGAAAGGCACUGUAAGAAUACAAGUGCUCUUCUGUGAGUUAUGAGGAAGGUAUACUUACAUGUGAGGUUAAAACUAGAAGCAUCAGUUAGUGUUUGAUGUUAUGGUGGUUUUUGUCAGUAUACACUGCAGUGUUCAUAUUUCUGUACGCCUACAAGUAUCUGAGGUAAAGAUGCAUUUUGUUUUAUAUAUGAAUCUUUGAAACUGGGCCAAAUGUCACGUGGUAGCAGUACUUGUGGAUGGCAGUUCUUAUCACCGACUCUAAUAGUCACUUUUCAGACAAGUGUGACUGACUCUGUAUUCAGUUUCUUAAAUGUUGGGCACAAAACUUCUCAUGGAAAAGUUGCUGUCACUGGUAUUUGCAUUAUUUAUGAGAGGAAGAGAUGUGCUUACGUAGAGGUAUCGUGUGGAAAAUAAGGUAUGAACCCUUUGCACUGAAUCAAACAAUUCAGGAGUGUAACUGCAUUUACCGUGAACUUGUUACUUGAGACUAAUAGUACCAAAGGAUGUGUACUUUCGGAAACUUGCAAGCACAAAGGGAAAUUACAAUGUAAAUAUAACUAGCAAUGUAAUUGCUAGUGUUUUGUAUCUAUUAUUUUUCUAGUUAGAAAUUGUCAAAGUGUAACAUGUUCUAAGUUACCUGACCUGUAUGGUGACCUUGUUUGAUACCAAUUUUUAUAAGCUUCAGGCUUUAAUUAAAAACAAACAUUAAAAUGGUUUACGUGGAAAUUUGGAGAAGCAAAAAAUCAGUGGCAGUGAUGAUCUGAUAGACAGCAAAUCCUGGUGCGUGGUGUGGAAUCGGGGUGAGGAUCUAAUGGCUGCUAAUUCCCAGCAGUCCUGAUUUCUGCAGCUAGUGAUCCUUUGUGUCAAGGACGUAGAAAGACCUCGGAACAGACCCAAGCACUAACGUGAACGUUCUGGUAGACUUUCUGAUCUGCCUAGAGAUGAAUGUUGGUGUCCUUUUUUUAACUUAAACUGAAGCACAAGUAACAUUUAAGCAGCUAAUGUUAUUCAGGUUUGUAGUUGAUUAAUUAAGAGAUGAGAAGACGUAACUGAUAGGCGGUUAGUCGUAUGAUUCUACUUCUAAGACAGCAAACUAGUCGUGCACAUUUCAUGAUAUUCCUUCAACUUGUUGAAGUAGCUGCAGCAGUCCAAGGUGUUUGUCUUCAGCUGAGUCUGAGUGUAAAUGAAUGUACCAUGCUUUCUCAUGUUCUUCAGUUCAUUGAAUGACACUGUUUUGUUUUUGCAUUGUAGUAUUUCACCUUCUCACAGUGAAAUGUCUUUUGAAUUGUACAUGAAAAUUUACAUUCCUAUUGUACAAACUAUCGACUUGUUUAGUGUUUAAUACUUUGGCCAGUAAAAUAAACUGGUAGUUUUUGAAA